UUGUGGGAUACUUUCUUCGCCGGUCGCCAUUUUGUUUUCUUGGAGGCACAAGUUGUGAAUAACACGUAGUUAUUUUAGAGCUUGUUUAGCUUAAUUUAAGAAAAAAUGCUAAGAGUUGUAUCAAGAAGACUUCUUYCUCCGGGAUUUUCUAGAGCUGUACCAGCUUUAGGUAUAACUGCUCGUCAGUCCAGUAAUAAGCCCAAAGAAUCAGAAGAGGCUUUUGAUGCAAGAUGGGAGGCAUACUUUAGCAGACCAGACAUUGAUUCAUGGGAGUUAAGACGAGGCCUGAACGAACUCUACGGCCAUGACUUGGUCCCAGAACCCAAAAUCAUCAAUGCAAUGCUACAUGCUUGCCGUCGUCUAAAUGACUAUGGCAUGUCAGUGAGAAUUCUUGAGUCUAUUAAAGACAAGGCUGCUGGCAAUAAAGAAAUUUAUAGUUAUAUUGUAAAGGAAUGCAAGCCUGUGAUUGAUGAACUUGGGAUCAGUACUCCUGAAGAACUUGGCAUUUCUAAGUAGACUUGACGUAUCGCUCACCAUUGGUCAUCCAUUAGAGUGACCACUAUUUGGGAUUUACAAAGAAUGUGUCAUCUGUUUUAAUUAUAAAGAAUCAGUAAUAUGUUUUUUGUUUUUUUUUUGUGAGACAUGUGCAUUUAACUACUGUCUGUUAUGGAAGAUUGUUGUAAAUUAAACACAAAAUAAUAAUAAAAAUCAUUUUAUUGA
Molecule: messenger RNA, 720 nt
Organism: Actinia tenebrosa (Australian red waratah sea anemone)
Lineage: Eukaryota; Metazoa; Cnidaria; Anthozoa; Actiniaria; Actiniidae
Product: cytochrome c oxidase subunit 5A, mitochondrial
Biological process (GO): mitochondrial electron transport, cytochrome c to oxygen
Cellular component (GO): respiratory chain complex IV; mitochondrial inner membrane
Source: RefSeq, a predicted model, not a curated record